Molecule: messenger RNA, 2188 nt
Organism: Zingiber officinale
Lineage: Eukaryota; Viridiplantae; Streptophyta; Magnoliopsida; Zingiberales; Zingiberaceae
Product: protein DGS1, mitochondrial-like
Exons: 14
Coding region: 102-1916 (604 amino acids)
Cellular component (GO): mitochondrial outer membrane
Source: RefSeq, a predicted model, not a curated record
CAUGAGCCAGCUGCCCUCGUUUAGUGGAAAGGACCAUUUUGUUUCUUCUCGGAGACUGGACGAGCCGAGUCGAGCCGCCGCCGAGCGAGACUCAAUUCUUGAUGGCUUCCUCGUCGCCGGCCGAGAGCCCUUCCUCCGUUGCUCCAUCUACAUCCAUUGUCGCCGCCGGAGACUCGGGUUCUCCCAUGGGUCGCUACCUCAAUCGGAUCUCGAGGACCGUGCAGGACCGCCUCCCUUCUCUUGAUUCGCCCCUCGUCGCCGUGAUCUCUGACCUCUACCAGCGACUGUUGCCCACUCGGCGCCAACGCAGGCGUAGGCCAAGUCUCCCCCUCCCGCUGCAUUCCUACGCGGCUCAGCCUUCUCCAACUACUAUCAGGGUUGUAGAGGAUGUUAUGGAAUGUACCUUACGCUAUUUGCAUAGUGUUCAAAAAAGUUUGCACUUUUGGCAGACGAGAGCUGAGGGAACCAAUGCUCAGAAGAUUUAUUUCAUGAUUUUUGAAAGAGGACCUUUGGCCUUCAUCGAUGGCACGUAUGGAAUGUUAAGCAGACUUCGCACUGGUGGAUCCCCAAUCCAGAAUCUAUCUCAUGUUGCUUCCAGUACAAUAUCUCACAAGAUAGCUAUUUUAUCCGGUCUAAGUCAUCACCUGGCUAAUUUUCUUGCACAGGUUUAUUUGGAAGUUAACAAGCAUGGAGGAAUUUUACUGGAGGAUGUUGACAAGUCAUUGCCUUUAUUAUUGUUGAUGAUUAAUAACCAUUUCUUAAAAUUAGAAGGUUCAAUUACUCAAAUACAUGAAAAUUUCAAGGGUGAAAGGUUAUCUACUGUUGAUGAGAACAGCUCUUUUGCACUUCAAUUUGAGAAAAUACAUUAUGCGGAAGAACAAAAGAUUCAAUGGACAAAUACUGAGAUUAGGGAUGCUACAGAAGUGAUUCAAAAAAAUCUCCAGAGACUUGAAUUGUAUUUAGCCGGCAUUCUCUCCACAUGUGAAAAGCCAAAUAAAUUAUCAAUAUACUGGUUGCAUUACACAUGUGGUGCAAUUGGCCUGUCACUAUGUUCAAUGUGGCUCUUGCGACAUAGUAGUUUAAUGGGAAGCUCAGACAUAGAAAAUUGGAUCAAUGAAGCAAAAGAAUCUGCUGCAGGAUUUCUGAAGGAUCAUGUUGAACAGCCACUCAUUUCAAUCAGAGAUGAGCUCUUUGAAACAUUUAGGAGGAGACAUAAAGGUGUGAUGGAAGCAGAAGAGGUGCAACUGACAGCUGAAUCUUUACACAGGAUGUUGUUGGCUUUCUGUGAGCAAACAAAAGGUCAAAAGAUACCAGAUGAUAUUCCAGAUCAGCAAAUGUUGGAAAUGGUGAUGGCCAGAUAUGAAAAAGAGGUGAUGCAUCCCCUUCAAAAUUUGUUGAGUGGAGAGCUUGCUCGAGCGAUGCUUAUCCAGAUUCAAAAGCUGAAGCUGGAUCUUGAGACGGCAAUGCUUGAGCUAGAUCAGAUUCUUAAGGCCAACGAGAUUAAUUUUGCUAUCCUUGCUGCUUUGCCAGCCUUUGGUCUUUCGCUGCUUCUGCUUAUGUUGGUUAGAGCUUGGAUCAUGCAGGAUAAGGGCGCAGAAGGCAGAGGAAGAGUUGCUCGCAGGCAAAGAAGGCUUCUUGUUAUUGAAGUUGAGAAAAGACUAGUUGAGUUCCAAACUUGCAUGGACCAAGGAAAGGCAGAAGAUGCUCAAUCCAUGUAUGGUUUGAUGUUGUAUACUCUUGAUCUUCUAUAUAAGGCAGUAGAAAAGCAUGCUAAGGAAACCGGCGAGUGGAUAAGCUUGAGAGAAGAUAUCGUGGACCUAGCCAAGCCUGAUUUGAGCACCGUGCACAAGUUCGUCAUAACCUCAAGAAUGGGUCAGAUGUAUGAAUCAUUGCUCCCUUCUUCGCGACGGGUGUGAAGACUUUUUGUUUUUUUUUUCUGCUUUGGAUCAAUCCCUGUUCUUUCAUAAUUGGGGAUACAUCUUUCCUGAAAGCUGCCAUUCUCAUCUGUCCACUUACAAAUGCUCAGGUAGCUUCUGCAAGCAAGUCUUUCAUGCAUUUAUUUUUUUCAAGUUCAUGGGAAAGAUGUAAAUAGAGUGAUAAAUUUUGGGAUCAUUGUGAAAGAAUGCUUUCCACUACCCUACUACAAACGUUGCAGGUACCCUAGAAUCUAUUUUUUGUUUAUGAUGAA